Molecule: messenger RNA, 2456 nt
Organism: Calliphora vicina (urban bluebottle blowfly)
Lineage: Eukaryota; Metazoa; Arthropoda; Insecta; Diptera; Calliphoridae
Product: putative mediator of RNA polymerase II transcription subunit 26
Exons: 3
Coding region: 1-2286 (761 amino acids)
Molecular function (GO): protein binding
Source: RefSeq, a predicted model, not a curated record
AUGUUUUAUUUAAAACUAUCGAUAAGUGGUUUAUUAAUUAUAACCUUUUAUGGUUUGGUGUCGUGUAGUGUUGAAAAUAUUAAUAAGCAAUUAACACCACAAGAAAAUCGCGAGCAAUUAAAUGAAACUCUUCAAGUGUUACAGCUAAAUGCUACCAAUUCAAGAUCGGCUCGUACCUUAUUGCCGCAUCCUAGAACGCCCGCGUUUACCCUGAGACGUAGGCAACCCAUCAAGAUACGUGCCAGGGCAGAUCACUUCCCUUUGCGCACCCAAAUACGUCGAGUGCACAAUGGUUUACCCAAUGCCCAGCCUCAACAGCAGAAUAUGCGCUAUGGUUAUGAGUCCUUGAAAGGUUCUAAAUACGCCUCCUCGUCUAAGGGAGCCAAUCCUGCAUUUUUGAAUAAUGGCAAAGGUUCUCCUUAUAGACCGCAAUUAUUGGGAGGUCAUCCCAAUUCAAUACACGUACCAGCUUUAUCCCAACAAUACAUACAUAAUUUCAAGGCCUCGCCAGCAUUUAAUGGUCAGGUGGUUGUACAUCCUGCAACGCAAAAACAAAAGCAACAGCCCACCACAGCCCAGCAGGAUAAUGCAUAUCCCAAAUAUGUAAAACCCCAGCAACAAUUGCCACAAACAGCAGCAGCUGCCGUACCACCACAAUCACAGCAACAGCAACAACAACCGCAGCCACAACAACAACCAUUGACACAGUACCCUGAUUUCAAGCAAUAUCCUAUACCAGAUCAGGAGAAAAUGCAACAGUACAACGAACAACAUGAAAAGUAUUUGCAACAACAGAAAUAUCUAACACCCAAAAACCCCAUAGCCUACUAUCAACUGCAACACACCCAGCAACAGCAACAGCUGCAGCAACAACAACAACAGCAGCAGCAGCUACAUCAAGAAUUACCAGCACAACAACAGCCGCAAUUACAGCAAAAUUAUGCAGUUCAUCAACCUCAACAGUAUUUGCCACAAUCACAGCAGCAACAGCCUUCCAUACCCAUACACGAAAGUGCCCAAACCAGCAACAUCAACAAUGUUGCCUUUCCCGCCGCCGCCUCCGUCCCACCAAAAAUGUAUUCUGUGUAUGAAGAAAACGACAUGACGGAAUUGCAAAAUAACAAUUAUCAAACAGCCACAUAUCAAGGACUGGACAAGGAGGCUCAGGAAUAUUUACGUUUCAUGAAUACAAAUGAAUAUUUUCUGCCCAAAAAAGAUCCCAAUUACAAACAAAUCGACGAGGAGACCGAUAAACGCCAAUACAAUGUCUUAAAAGCUCAACAGCAGCAACAUUUGCAUUCGUUACAGCAAUCACAGGCACCCACACCAUAUCAGCAGUCUCAGCCCAUUGCACCACAACAGACGCCAUACUCACAGCCCGAACAACAACAACAGCAACAGCAAAUUUAUGCUCCCUCUUCUUCGGCCUUGCAAACCACACAAUACUCAAAUAGUAUUUAUUCCGAUCUAUCUGAUCCCUCUUCUUAUAAUCUGGGUAAUCCCGUUUCUCAACUCUACUAUCAACAACAACAAGAUCCUUCGACGGCUGCAUCUUCAACCGUGGUGCGCACUAGCUAUCAAACAGGUUAUAAUCAAAAUCAAUUUGUGGUAAAUUCCCAAAAUAAUAAAGUUUCCAAAUAUACGGUGCCAUCAGCUUCCACGCCCAGUUCUAUUGUGAUAUCAACCCAAGCCCCCCAUGUUUACGCCCAACUAAGACAUAAUUCGGCUGGCAAUCGUACUCCGGAACCUUUACGUUUCGAAUUUACCGAACGUGAUGCUAUGGUUGGCGGUGUCUCUUAUACCCAUGCUCCCCAAGGCCAAUUAAGGUACAAUGCUCUGGCAUCGAAUAGUGUAACACCAGUUAUGGACAAUGAAGAAAGUUCAACGGUAAGUUCGCUGGGUUCAAAACAUUAUUCGUCUACGAUGAGAACACAAAACUAUGUGCAUAGCAAGCAUGCGGUUAAGUCGGUCGUGGAAGAUGAUGAUGAUGAUCCAGAGGAUGGUGAUGAUAUGCAAGAAGCUGGAACAAAUCUUUAUGGCCGCCAACCAGUUGUGAGCAGUGAUUCCAAAAAACCAACCAGCACCACUGAGGCGCCACCCAGUGAACAGAAAGACACCGAAGAGUAUUGCGAGCGCAUCUGUGCAAUUGUUGAGGAUGAAAAUGAAGAAAUUGUUUGCGGCUCCGAUGGUUACAUGUACACGAGCGAGGCACAAAUGGAAUGUUAUGCAUCUUGUUUGCAUAUUGAUGUAACGAUACAAGGAAAGGGCUCUUGUUCAACGCGAUAAGUCAUCCUGUGCAUAUGUAUUUGAUAUUUUAACUCAAUUAGUAAAAUAAUUAAUUUAUUCUUUUUUAGUUUUAGUUUUAUACAAAUAAAAUAAAAUGAUAACUGUUAACUAUUAAGGCAUUCGAUAUGAAAAUACCGAGAUAAUAUAAAAAAUGUGAAAUUUUAAAAUUA